GCAAGCUGCUGUAGGGGUUCUUUAGCUUUCUCCGUCCUUUCGGCACCUCCAACCUCAAUCCUCACUAUGAAGGCUCUGAGCCCGGUGCGCGGCUGCUACGAGGCGGUGUGCUGUCUGUCUGAACGUAGUCUGGCCAUCGCGCGGGGCCGCGGGAAAGGCCCGGCGGCAGAGGAGCCGCUGAGCCUGCUCGACGACAUGAACCACUGCUACUCGCGUCUGCGGGAACUGGUGCCCGGAGUCCCGCGAGGCACUCAGCUUAGCCAGGUGGAAAUCCUGCAGCGCGUCAUCGACUACAUCCUCGACCUGCAGGUGGUCCUGGCGGAGCCCGCUCCUGGACCCCCAGACGGUCCGCAUCUUCCUAUCCAGACAGCCGAGCUCGCUCCUGAACUUGUGAUCUCCAACGACAAGAGGAGAUUCUGCCACUGACCUGGCCGUCCUGGCACCUCCAGAACGCAGGUGCUGGCGUCCGUUCCGCCUGGGAACCCGGGACCCUCUACGGCCGGAAGCCCGAGGGCAUGGAUGGGCCCCAACCUCGCCCUGCCCACUUGACUUCCCCAAACCCCUGCCUCGAGGCUGGACCUGGCGCCCGGGAGCGAAGGACUGUGAACUUGGGUGGCCUAAAGAGCCAGAGCUAGCCCUGGGCACCAGCUGGCAGCGUCACCCAGUCCCCACCCCACCCCCAAGUUUUAAAGACUUGUCUUGCAGAGUGUGGAGGUGUGGGGAGAAAUGGCUGUUCUCCAAAGUCAGCCAAGGCAGCAGUAGAGCUGGUCUUCUGGUCUCCUUGAAGAAAGGCUCUGUUGCCCUGAUUAUGAACUCUAUAAUAGAGUAUAUAGCUUUUGUACCUUUUUUGCAGGAAGGUGACUUUCUGUAACCAUGCGAUGUAUAUUAUUAAACUUUUUAUAAAAGUUAACAUUUUGCAUAAUAAACGGUUUUUAAACACC
Diceros bicornis minor is the source of this 941-nucleotide messenger RNA. It is a transcript of the gene ID3, whose product is annotated as inhibitor of DNA binding 3. The transcript is spliced from 3 exons. Gene Ontology annotation, biological process: circadian regulation of gene expression; cell differentiation; negative regulation of transcription by RNA polymerase II. Bases 67 to 426 code for a protein of 119 amino acids. The record is from RefSeq and is a predicted model, not a curated record. NCBI's taxonomy places the organism in Eukaryota, Metazoa, Chordata, Mammalia, Perissodactyla, Rhinocerotidae. Gene Ontology annotation, molecular function: protein dimerization activity; transcription regulator activity. Gene Ontology annotation, cellular component: cytoplasm; nucleus.